Messenger RNA from Peronospora matthiolae, 1863 nucleotides. The record is from the annotation of a GenBank genome assembly. Lineage: Eukaryota; Oomycota; Peronosporomycetes; Peronosporales; Peronosporaceae.
AUGGCCGAGACACAGCUGCCGCGGUGCGUCGUGUGCUCCAUAGACAUGACGCCGUGGAGUGUCGCGGACCGCGAGACACACGUGAAUGAGUGUCUAGAUGAAGCGACCAUUGACCAGCGAUAUGACUGUCCCACUUGUGGCGAAGAGCUCUCACACUGCGACGAACGCCAGCGCUUGGAGCACGUGAACCGCUGUCUGGACAGAAAAGAGACGUAUGACAGCGAUAUGAGCGUGCAUAAACACGAUAAAGCUGUUGGAGAAGAAGAGGAAGACGGGGCAGAGGCGCAAGAGGAGGUGCAGCUGACACAGGUGGCGCAGUUGACGCAGGGGGAGGCAGAGACAAGCGACAGCGCGUACUUUGAAGCCAAUUACGUAUGCAAAAUCUGCGGUAUCGACAUGUCCAGCGUCGAUCUGGUGCACCGCAUUCGUCACGUGAAGUUGUGUGGCCAGAAGUUUGGUGUGAGAGCUGCUGAUAUGGCAGAGGUGGAGCAGACAGAGACGAUUGUGGCGAGACUGGACGAGAAGGACGCGUCGAACGCGUUUAUGGUCAUGAUGCAGUCGGCAGCUGGAAAAGCAACAGCAGAGACCGCUUCGAUGGAGAGAUCGAACGUCUUUGACGUCCUGAUGCGAGGCUCCAAAACGGCUGCUGUGCUCAACGCUAGGAAACGUCCCGUGCCUGUCAAAUUUACUCGCAAAGCAGUGCAACGACGCCGCCUGUUGUACCCUGAUUACAAGUGUAUCCAAGGAACGAGCCCGCCUUUCAUCGUCGACGGGUUCCACUACGCUUGCAAACAACACUCUAGCAUCUACUUCCUCACACACUUUCACUCUGAUCACUACGGUGGAAUCACCAAGGACUUUGACUGCGGUAUCAUUUACUGCAAUGAAAUUACUGCCAAGCUUGUGGUUCAAGAGCUGGGUGUCCAUAGCAAAUACGUCCAUCCAGUGGGGAUGAACAUACCUGUGCUUGUCGGUAACGUGCAAGUUACUUUCAUGGAUGCCAACCAUUGUCCUGGUGCAGCCAUCAUUUUAUUUCGCUUGAAAGACGGUAAAACAUAUCUACACACUGGAGAUUUUCGAUUUUACAGGAAAAUGCUAAACUAUGCUGCAUUGCAGCCACACAUUCCGACGGGCGAUGAAGCAAUUGAUCAUAACGGUAAAAUUGUUGGCAUCAAUCGUCUGGAUGGUGUGUAUCUGGAUACAACCUACUGCAAUCCAAAGUACACGUUUCCGACUCAGCAAGCGGCCAUUAAACACGCACUCGAGCUCAUGGACGAUCACUGGAAGCAGGAAAAGGUGCUUUAUCUGUUUGGAUCGUAUACAAUUGGCAAAGAGCGCAUGUUCAUGGAGAUUGCACGCAAGUUUCGAAAGAAAGUAUGUGUCUCGAAAGCGAAGUUGAGAAUUAUUGAAACCUUUGACUGGCCUCGUGAAGAGAUGCAACUGCUGACGACAGAAUCGGCUGCGACCAACUUGCACGUUGUACGCAUGCAGGAUCUUAAAAUGGACAAUUUGACGGUGUUGCUAGCAAAGCAUCGUCUACGGUACCGGUCCAUUGUGGCAUUCCGCCCCACCGGGUGGACGUUCAGCAGCAAGAAUCCGCGGAAAAUGUCGACCUGUUGUUCCAAUCCUACAGGCAAGAUUCACGUCUACGGCAUUCCCUACAGCGAGCACUCGAGUUUUGCCGAGCUCUGCGACUUUGUCAAAGUGGUGAACCCUCGUGCAAUCAUUCCAACGGUGAACUGCAGCAACAAGCGAAAUGCGACCAAGCAGGUCAAUGCGUUGCGGCAGGUCGCUUUUCACAAUAUUUCAGCGCUAUUCAAGCAGCAGCACCAGCAGAUCAAGCAACAACUGAAAACAAGUUGA